This is a messenger RNA of Catharus ustulatus (Swainson's thrush), 774 nucleotides long. RefSeq names its product ER membrane protein complex subunit 10 (gene EMC10). The transcript is spliced from 7 exons. NCBI's taxonomy places the organism in Eukaryota, Metazoa, Chordata, Aves, Passeriformes, Turdidae. The coding region runs from base 1 to 774 and encodes 257 amino acids. The record is from RefSeq and is a predicted model, not a curated record. Gene Ontology annotation, cellular component: EMC complex.
AUGGCGGCGCCCUGGCCGGUGCCGCUGCUGGCGCUGCUGGCAGCGGGGGCGGCGCUGGGCGAGGCCGGGGGGCUGUGCCGGGGGGGCUCCGGUACCGGCGGCGGCAGCAGGCCUGGUGACACCGAGAGCUGCCGGGUGAGCCUGAGCCUGGAGCACUCCUUCGAGCUGGACGAUGUCCCGCGGUUCCGGCGCCGGGGGACGCUGGCCCUGAGCUCGGGCCCCGAGCCCGCGCUGGCGCUGGCACAGAAACCGCUCGGGGACGAGGAGAGAGCGCGGCUCAGGGAGGUGGCAGCUCGGGACGGGCUGUACCGGCUGCGCGUUCCCCGCAGGCCCCUGGGCCCCGGCGAGGAGGGGGGGUCGGAGUUUGUCACCUCCUUCCUGAGGGCUUGCUCCCUGCUGGAGUCGCGCCUGUCGGACCAGCUGUCGCUGCACCUGGACGUGGCCGGGAACGUGGUGGCGCUGGGGGUGGUGGCGGCUCCGGGCUCCUGCCGGGGCGGCCACGUGGAGGACGCGGAGCUGGAGCUGUUCAACACCUCGGUGACACUGCGACAGCCACAGCCCGCGGCCACCCCCGAGACCGCCGCCUUCAUCCGGCACCUGGAGCAGGAGCAGGCUCAGCGCGCGCGCAACCCCCAGGAGCAGAAAUCCUUCUUCGCCAAAUACUGGAUGUACAUCAUCCCCAUCGUCCUCUUCCUCAUGAUGUCCGGAGCUCCCGACGCGGGGGGGGCGCAGGGGGGGGGCACGGGGGGUGGGGGAGGGGCGGGGGUCAGGUGA